GUCAUCCAGGAAUGAGCCCCAUGCAGAGAAUGAGUCAUCCUGGAGGAAGAAUGCCAGGGCCAAUGAAUCCCGUAAGUCCAGUGAUAUACAUGUAUGAAUCCCUGCAAAACUAUAGGGGACCUCCACCACCGAACACAGGUAUGGGACCCGGACCAGGAGGAAUGCCACCACUCUCCAUGCCUGGUGGACCCGGGCCACAGGGUAGAUGGCCACCAACAUCAUCCUCAAUGAAUUGUGGGUCUCCAGCAAGUUAUAAUAUGAAUUGUGCAUCACCAGCGAAUUAUAAUGAUUAUGUGCCCCAGGGCCCCCCACAAUCGGGAGGGCCUCCAGGCACUCCUAUAAUGCCUAGUCCCCAAGAUUCGGGUGGUACAGGAGAUCCCAUGUACAUGAUGAAACAGGGACCUCCAGGAAUGGGUGGGAUGCCAGGGUUUCCAAUGGGCGGACCAGACGGACCCAUGGGACCAAUGGGUCCAGGUGACAUGCCAGUUAUGAAUGGAGACAUGGAUGGUAUGAAGAAUUCCCCAGCGAAUGGCCGUGGCACCCCGCGGGAAGACAUGCCACCCGUCAGCGGUGUUGGUGGGGGGGACAUGGGCCCAUAUGGGCUUGGAGGAUAUCAGGACAGUGAGCAUAUCGAGUCUGCAGCUAUCCUAAAGAUUAAGGAGUCGAUGCAGGAGGAAGCAAAACAGUUUGAAAAAGAUGAGCCUCAUGAAUUCUUCAUGCAAUCCUAG
Molecule: messenger RNA, 728 nt
Organism: Candidula unifasciata
Lineage: Eukaryota; Metazoa; Mollusca; Gastropoda; Stylommatophora; Geomitridae
Source: the annotation of a GenBank genome assembly